UUUCAACGAGAAGACGCCUUCUAACAACUCCACUUUACAUUUCUGUAGAAGAGGCUUUAAAAAAUACAACUUUUGACAUUUUACUACGAAUUCCGUGACCUAAUUGACUUUUGGAUCAAUACAUCAAACUUUUACGCACGGAAUAUAAAGGCGUUUUUUGGAUAUCUAAUAUGAGGAUACGUUGGGUGUAAUUGGAUUGUACGCAGUGGGACCAUGGCUGCUACGAAGCGGACGCUACAGGUGCUUGGCUACGUCCUGCUCCUCUCGUGCUCUCGGAUGCGGCUCUCGAGCGCUCAAACACAACGAGUUUGUAUGGGGACACAGAACGGCCUGAGCACGACGGGGAAGUCUGACAUUCAAUUCAACAUGAUGAAGGAGCGUUACAGUGGCUGUGAGAUCGUCAUGGGCAACCUGGAAAUCACCAUGAUGGAGCAUUACAGAGACUUCUCCUUUCUACAGUCCAUUCGUGAGGUGACGGGCUACAUCCUGCUGGCGUUGAAUGAGUUUAGCCGUCUGCCUCUGGAGCAGCUCAGAGUGAUCCGGGGCAGCGCUCUGUACGAGGACCAGUACGCUUUAGCUGUGAUGGUCAACUACCAGAAGGAAGGACACCGCGGAUUGCAAGAACUGGGACUCACUCACCUCACAGAAAUCCUGGAGGGAGGAGUGAAGAUCAUCCAAAACAAAUACCUGAGUUAUGCUCCGAAGGUGAACUGGCUUGACAUAGUGAAGGAUGGCAGCGCCCACAUCAUGAUCCAGGACAACGGGCCGGACAAGCCCUGUCAUGAAGUCUGUGGUGAAGUUGGAUGUUGGGGUCCAGAAACUGACAAGUGCCAGACCUUGACUAAGACAGUGUGCGCUCCUCAGUGUAACGGCCGGUGUUUUGGGCGCAGUCCCAAGUGUUGUCAUAAUGAGUGUGCUGGAGGAUGCACCGGGCCACUGGACACAGACUGCUUUGCCUGUAGGAGGUUCAAUAACUCUGGGUCGUGUGUUCGAGAGUGUCCUCAGGCUUUACUCUACAACAAAAACACCUUCAGGAUGGAGGCCAAUCCCAAUGCCAAGUACCAGUACGGCUCCAUCUGUGUCGCCCAGUGCCCAACAAACCUUGUUGUUGAUGGGAGCUCAUGUGUGGUGAGCUGUCCUCCUGGAACGAUGGAGGUCGAAAAGAACGGAGUCAAGAGAUGCCAACCCUGCGCUGGCCUCUGUCCAAAAGCAUGUCAUGGGACGGGGACUACAGAUCGGCAAACUGUAGAUGCCUUCAACAUCGACAGCUUCAUAAACUGCACCAAGAUCCAGGGCAGUCUGCACUUCCUGGUCACUGGAAUCAAAGGUGAUGAGUUCAAUAAAGUUCCACCACUUGAUCCAGAGAAACUAAAAAUCUUCAACACUGUUCGAGAAAUUACAGAUAUUUUGAGUAUCCAGUCAUGGCCAGAGAACAUGACUGACCUGUCCGUCUUCUCAAACCUCGAGACAAUUGAAGGACGAAGUCUCUACAAACCCAUGAGCAGUAAAAGGAGCUACUCUCUGAUGGUGAUGAGGAUCCCGUCUCUCACGUCUCUGGGGCUGAGGUCUCUGAGGCGGAUCAACGAUGGCAGCGUUUACAUCACAGGAAACAAACAGCUGUGCUACCACCACACACUCAACUGGAGCCACAUCUUCAACAGCAACGUCAAGAAGAGACAGAAGCUCGUCGACAUCAAGGACAACUGCCCCCAAAAGACAUGUGCUGCAGAGGGGCAUGUAUGUGACCCCCUGUGCUCUGAUGGGUGCUGGGGCCCUGGUCCUGAUCAAUGUGUGUCCUGUCGAAACUACAGCCGAGGAGGAACCUGUGUGUCUGAGUGCAUGUUUCUCUCUGGUGAGCGUCGUGAGUUUGCAAGUUCGUCUGGGGAGUGUCUGCCCUGUCACUCUGAGUGUAAAGUGCAGGAGGGAAAAGAGACCUGCCACGGCCCGGGGGCAGACCAGUGCGUGUCCUGUGCAAACUAUCAGGAUGGCCCUCACUGCGUGCCCUCGUGCCCUCAGGGGCUGAUGGCUGGAGAGGGUGUCAUCUUUAAAUACCCCAACAAAGCGGGUAGCUGUGAGCCCUGCCACUCCAACUGCACCCAGGGAUGUUCAGGUCCAGGACUCAAAGACUGCAUUGGGAUGGCAACUCUGAACAUCACUGCGAUCGUCCUCGGGGUCAUUGCACUGCUGUUCGUUGGCUUCUCUGUCUUCGUUCUCACGGUUUUGUAUCGUCGAGGUCUUGCCAUCCGUCGCAAACGGGCCAUGAGAAGAUACAUGGAGAAUGGAGAGAGAUUUGAGCCGCUGGACCCUGGAGAGAAAGGACCUAAAGUCUGCGCCCGGAUCUUGAAGCCAUCUGAGCUCAGGAAAAUCAAGCCUUUGGGGAAUGGAGUGUUUGGAACAGUGCAUAAAGGGGUGUGGAUUCCUGAGGGGGACACAGUGAAACUUCCUGUGGCCAUAAAAACCAUUCAUGACAGAACAGGACGACAGACUUUCUUUGAGCUCACAGAUCACAUGAUGAUGAUGGGGAGCCUGGACCACAUAAAUGUGGUGCGGAUCCUGGGUAUCUGCCCCGGGGCAGGUUUGCAGCUGGUGACUCAGCUCAGCUCUCAGGGCUCUCUGCUUGAGCAUGUCCGAAAACACAGGAACAAACUCACCCCUCAGAGGCUGCUCAACUGGUGUGUGCAGAUCGCCAAGGGCAUGUAUUACCUGGAGGAGAACAGGAUGGUGCAUAGAAACCUGGCAGCUCGAAAUGUGCUCCUGCGAAACAACUACACGGCUCAGAUCUCAGACUAUGGAGUGGCCGACCUGCUCUACCCUGAUGAUAAGAAGUACUACUACAAUGAGGCUAAGACUCCGAUCAAAUGGAUGGCCUUAGAGAGCAUCCUCUUCCGUAGAUAUACACACCAGAGCGAUGUCUGGAGCUACGGUGUGACGAUCUGGGAGAUGAUGUCUUAUGGGGUGGAGCCAUACACAAACAUGCGUCCACAGGAAGUGCCCGACCUCCUGGAGAAAGGAGAAAGACUUUCACAGCCCCAAAUCUGCACCAUUGACGUUUACAUGGUCAUGGUCAAAUGUUGGAUGAUCGAUGAGAAUAUCAGACCCACAUUCAAAGAAUUGGCCAGUGAAUUCACCAGAAUGGCCAGAGACCCACCUCGAUACCUAGUCAUCAAGGAGGACUGCUCUCAGCCUGACUCGGCUUUAGAUGAACAGGCUCAGCGCAGUGUGGACCUGGAUGAGCUGGAGGAGCUGGACUUUGCUCUGGACCCUGAGGAGGAUCUGGACACAGUCUCUGUUUCUCCCCCCCAAUAUCUGCCCAGUCUGUCCCGCCUCUCGCGCGUGGACAGGGUGCAGAUUCCAACAGCUGGUGAGACUGGUUAUCUCCCUAUGACCCCUGGAGUGGAUGUCAAUGCACAGUCUCUGUUCCAGUCCCGCUCGCGUCAGGACUCCACUCGGACAGUUUCAGAGAGCUCGGAGGGCGGUGGGGGGGUGGUGGAGCUGGAGAGUGAGGAUGUGUCAGUAGGGAGCAGUCUAAAACAGAGGAGGCAGAGAGAGGACAGCGCCUACAUGUCUCAGAGGGACAGUCUGUCAGGGGGGCCAACUGAGACCCCUUCUCCUGAACUAGAGGAGGAGGACGACAAUGGAUAUGUGCUGCCACGGGACAGUCCGGAGAGAGACACUUUGCUCUCUCCACCACGCGGCCUCUCCAUCAAGUCCAUCAGAAAUUACCCAUCAGCCCCUCUCCUGGACGACCCAGACGACACUGAAUACGAAUAUAUGAACAGACAGCGAUCUACAACUUCAAUCCGCAACAGCAGCCAGCGCAGUAAAACCAGCAAUAAGAAAAUACGUACCUCUUCUUUGUCAUCAUAUGCAACUACCAGCUCUGGAGACAUCACACCUACUCCAGAACUUAGAGGCUCUUUCAAUGGACCAGACUUGGACCAGUUUGGGUCUAGUGAAGUCCAGUAUGAAUAUAUGGAUAUAAGAGGGAAUGGCGACUCCCCACCUACUCAUGACCCACCUCCUCCUCCCCCAAAAAUUGAUAUUGAUGAAGACGAUUAUGAUGAAGAUUACCACUACACAAACCGACAACCCAAGCUUCACCAAGCACUGCAAGAUCGAAACCAAUUCAGGAUAAAGGGAGCAGAGGAAGAGGAGCAAUACGAAGAUAUGGAUUCCUAUACAGUGAUGCGGAGAGGUGAUGCGGUGGUCUAUCAAAAUUUAGGUAGAGAGGGGCCAAGUUUGGAGGGCAGUAGGAGCGGAUUUGAUGCCUAUGUGAAGGUGAGAGCAGGAGUUGGGAUCGGAGAUGCAGCUUCGGUUGAUAGAUCAUUUGAUAAUCCCGAUUACUGGCACAGCAGAAUGUACAUGAAGAGCAAAGCGGUGCCCACAUGAAGAAAACUGUUAGAAAACCUGUUAGGGAAGGAUCAGUGGUUAGUUAGGCAUCCUUUAUUUCUUGUUUAUAGUGAGGACGAGGUAAAGACAAGUUCUCAUGGGCAGAGGAUGGGGAUUUGGCCAGUGCACUCUCAUAGCCAUUUAAUAAAACAUACAAACUCACCUAAAAUGUUCAAAUGGCACGACAAAGUAUCUAAAAUGUCAUCUUCCAAAGGCAUUGAAGGAUAUGUCAAGUGUAGAGUACUUAAUCAAUAUGGGCACACAACUGUACCUAUACCUGGCAAAGUCAUACAGUCACUGCAAAAAGGUUUGAUUCUUGGGUGAAAAUUAUUCAACUCAUUCAACCAUGUUCUUGGUUUAUAUCUCACCUGCCUGAUUGUGAAACCAUAUGCACAGAAUAUCUGCCACUCCUCUGUCAUUCUGCUCCUAUAUUAGUGAAAGAUGAAUACAGGGUAAAGAACACCAAGAACAUGAACACAUAAAUAAAAUUCAAUAAAAAACACUCCACUCCCAAGGAAAAGAAGCAAGGAUGCAGACUUAACUUCUUUGAGCCCUGGACCCUGUGUCUCGCCACUGAGCUGUAUUAAUGAAGGACUAAAGCUGGAAAUGCAAUCCAAACCAAGCCGAUAAUGUAGCUACACAUUUUUACUCAACAAUGUACAUAGAUUUAUUUUCUUUAUGGACUGACAGUAUCUUUUAUAUUAUACAGGUGGACAACGGGCAUUUCCCAAACUAACAGCACUGAGUUGUGACACUAAUAAGAGAUGUACCAAGCUAUUUUUGUGUGUUGUUUACAGAAAGAAAUGAACAACAAUAUGUCUUUGAAGAACAAAUGAAUUUUUAACUUGUUUAUACAGUGUAUUUUGUUCACAAAUGUUUUGUAUUCAAUAAAGUAUUUUGAAUAUGGA
This is a messenger RNA of Boleophthalmus pectinirostris (great blue-spotted mudskipper), 5297 nucleotides long. It is a transcript of the gene erbb3a, whose product is annotated as erb-b2 receptor tyrosine kinase 3a. The record is from RefSeq and is a predicted model, not a curated record. Gene Ontology annotation, biological process: protein phosphorylation; positive regulation of cell population proliferation; nervous system development. NCBI's taxonomy places the organism in Eukaryota, Metazoa, Chordata, Actinopteri, Gobiiformes, Gobiidae. Gene Ontology annotation, cellular component: signaling receptor complex; basal plasma membrane. Gene Ontology annotation, molecular function: neuregulin receptor activity; ATP binding; neuregulin binding.